UAGAAACAAACAGUAAAUGUCAAAAAUUUUGCAUGGCUGAUUGAAUUUAUUUCGUAAAAUAAUUAUUAAAUAACAUUAAAAUACAGUAAUGUCAUGUAAUUUAAGCUCUACAAAAUGUUUUCUUAAAGUUAAAAUUCUUAAUCUUAUAUUUUAGUGUUUGUGUGCUGUGUAAUCACAGAUAUUUUAGGCUAAGGAUCUGUUGGAAACUAAACAAAAAUGGAUGUUGUCGGCAGCGAAAUAGGCCAGAAGAUGAGGUCUGCCAUCAAGGCUAAGCUGACUGAAUUGGGCUGCUAUGUUGAUGAUGAGUUGCCUGAUUAUGUGAUGGUAAUGGUGGCAAACAAGCGCACCAGAGCACAGAUGGAGGAUGACCUGCAGCUGUUCUUGGGUGACAACACUGAGCUCUUUGUGAACUGGCUUCAUCAGGUGUUGAAGAAGCUUCAGGAGGUCACUGUUACUGCACCUUUGAAAGCUGAUGUUGAAAAAGAGAAGGACAGAUCUGUGUCAAGAGAAAAAAAAGUUAAAGAGAAAAAAGACAAACAAAAAAAGAGCGAGAGCACAAAGAAGUCCAAGAAGAAAGAAAAGGAAAAAGAAAAAUCUCACAAAAAAGUAGAGAAGAAAAGUCAUAAAAGUAAAAAGAAAAGUAAACAUCAUGAAAUGAUACGGCCGAAUGUACCACCUCUACUUAUGAAUAUUGAGAAAGAAUCUGAACCUUCUAUUACUGAUGUAUUCGCUGGACAGAUUUUGAAAAACCAUGGGGUUUUACUUGAAUCAUAUAAAGAAGAUCCUAAACAAGUAGAGACAAAAACAGUUUUUGAGGAACUAAAAAGACCUAUUAUCCCUAUUAUCGAUCCAGCUACCAUAUCACAGCCUGAAUCAUCAACAGCAAUUGAAAAAAUUUGUGAAAAUACAAAUAAAAGUCCACAAGUUGAAGUUAGAGAUGAGCAGAUAAAGGAAAUAAAUCAGAUUGAAGCAAAAAUACAAGGCCUAAAGCAGAAAUUGGCUGAACAGUUAGAUUCAAUGUCCGAUGAUGAAGACUUCUUAACUAUUAGGACUGAGGCAGAGGAACUUAUGAAUGACUUUGCUGAAGAUGUAUUGCAGGAAAUAUCCCAGCCACCACCAGUUACACCGCCCUUGUUACCCCCAAAAUCUCCCACUCCUCCCAAAAUCGUUGAAACACCUCCAAACCCCCCAGAAGUACCCAAAGAACCAGAAGUCCUACCUCAAAUAGAGCUGAACCUGCCCAAAAGACCGAUUCGUGAAAGGCUUGGUGCAAAGACUCAAGAAGUAAAGGAGAAAGUGGCAACUAAAAAGUCAGAAAGCCCUGAAAGAUUCACACCUGAAAGAGAGAUUGAGUUUCGACCUCAAAAAACAGCAAGAAGUCGCUUGGGUAGUCAGACAGAGUCUCAGAGAAGAGUCUCUGUUUCCGAAGACAGUUCUGAGAAGACAUCCGAGUCCAGUUUUAAAAGACUCACUUCGAAAGUAUCAGUAUUAGAGAGCCGCAGCGCGCGCUCGACUUGCGCGUCCGUAGUGCGCGUGCGUCCUCGCCCGCGCGUGUCGGCGCCCGCGUCCAGCUUGCUCAUGCGCGCCGUGGCGGACGCGCACAAGAGUUUGCUCAGCAUACCGCCCAAAGUGGACCCUGAGCCACAGAAAAUUAAGCGCGCCCUGGUGCUACCGAUGCGGCGCAGUGUUGAGGCGCAGAAGAUCGUGAUACAGGUGCCGGGGGGAAUGGACGCCCAGUCAGACAGCCAGGGAGAUACUAUCAGCCUGGGAGACAUGGACAGCGAAGGAGAGGAGAAGAGUUCAAAAGUGGCAAGUGAUAUCACGGAUAAGGAUGACUAUGUACCAAAAAAUAUCACUAAAGUGAUCACAAACACUGACUAUGUACCAGAAGGCGGAUCUACUCGACAGGAUGACAUGCUCGUGGACCCUAUUACAAUUCAUAAAACAAAAGUGGACAAAGACAAAAGCACUCAGUUCAUAGUGACUAUGGAUGGAUACCAUCCUAACGCGUUCCUCGCUAAGAAGCUAUUGACAGAAGGACUAUUAGACAAGGAUGAUCUAAAAGACAAACCAAAAAAUGUUCCUGCAAAUACUGAACCGAAAGAAAUAGAUAAUAUAAUAAAAAAGGACAGUCCAACCAAAGAACCAAUAGCAGAAAAACCUGAGGAAGUUAAAGGGGUAUUGAUACCAAGUGACCCAAAAAAGAGAUUGAGUAAUACAAGCGCUGAGAGUGACACACAAGUUGUUUUAAAAAAACAGGAUGAGAAGCCAGUCGAAAAGAGAAAAAUCAUAGAAAUAGAGCCCCCAAAAGCAGAAAAGGUUAUAGAAUCUCCGCCCGUCAAAAAGAGAAGAGCAUCGCCUAUCGUAUUUGACGUGGACAAGAAAGAGAAGAAGAAAGAAACGGAAAAAAAGGAGAAGGAAACUGAAAACAAGGAGAAGGAGGUAGUAAGAGAAAGGACUGUGAGCGCUACCAGCGAUAGUCACGUGACUUUGUCCACGAUCUCCAGUUCGCAUAAAUAUGAUUCACUACCGCCAUUAUCGCAAGCGGAACGCAAGCUGGCGUGGUGCCGUGCGUUCCCGCUGUGCCGGUUCGGCUCUGCGUGCGCGUUCGCUCACCCGCGCUGCAAGUUCGCGGCCGCGUGCACCAGGCGCGGCUGCGUGUACUCGCACGCGCCGAACGCGCUGCCCGGCCCCGCGGCCCCUUCGCCUGUCGUUGCGUCUCACGUAGUACCAGCGGCGAAUUACAAGACUAUAUCCACCGGCGCGCUGCCCAGCAUGUGCAAGUUCUACCCCGGCUGCGUGAACCCCGCGUGCCACUUCUACCACCCCAAGCCGUGCCGCUACGGCAAAGCGUGCGGGAACAAGCUCGAGUGUAACUUCUAUCAUCACGACCUCGCCGCCAAGUGGAAAUAUUCCUUAUAAAAUAUAUAAUGAUUGUUUUAGCCAA
Bicyclus anynana (squinting bush brown) is the source of this 2947-nucleotide messenger RNA. RefSeq names its product zinc finger CCCH domain-containing protein 14 (gene Nab2). Gene Ontology annotation, biological process: regulation of mRNA stability. The transcript is spliced from 13 exons. The record is from RefSeq and is a predicted model, not a curated record. The coding region runs from base 217 to 2922 and encodes 901 amino acids. Gene Ontology annotation, cellular component: nucleus; cytoplasm. Lineage: Eukaryota; Metazoa; Arthropoda; Insecta; Lepidoptera; Nymphalidae. Gene Ontology annotation, molecular function: poly(A) binding.